CACAACCGAGAUUCCUGAGAGUCUCUGCCUUCUCUUUCCUCCAAAUCCGGAAUCAGAUUUGAAAUGCAGACGGCGAAAGGCCCCGUACUUCAGACACGUUGCUGGAAUGGUGAAUUUGUGCAGUCUUUGGGAGCUGCACUCGGAGUGUGUGUGUACCGGGACUGUAUUUUGUGCUGGGUGGAUGCGUCUUUGUGAAGGAGUCAUUCUGAAAGGAUGUGUACCGCAGGUCAAGCUUCCCAGUUCCUUUCGUACCUUUGAUGAGGAGAGGAAAUGACUUUAUCAGACACUGCUCCAAGUCAGAUGAUCUUGCUCCGUCUUCCUGUCCGAGGGAUUCGCGGAGGGGGAAACGCCGUGGCGGCCAAUCCCUGAGGACUUUCGGGAGGAAUCUGCCUUGACGGAGGAGCAGGAGAUAAAAAUGACAACUUCGUCGAUCAGGCGGCAAAUGAAAAACAUUGUGAACAAUUAUUCGGAGGCCGAAAUUAAAGUCCGGGAAGCAACUUCCAAUGACCCCUGGGGCCCCUCCAGCUCCUUAAUGACCGAAAUUGCAGACCUGACUUACAAUGUGGUGGCCUUCUCCGAAAUCAUGAGCAUGAUCUGGAAACGGCUGAACGACCACGGCAAGAACUGGAGGCACGUUUACAAGGCUUUAACCCUUUUGGAUUACCUGAUCAAAACUGGGUCGGAGCGGGUGGCCCAGCAGUGCAAGGAGAACAUCUUUGCCAUCCAGACUUUGAAAGAUUUCCAGUACAUUGACCGGGAUGGGAAAGACCAGGGCAUCAACGUGCGCGAGAAGUCCAAGCAGUUGGUCUCCCUGCUGAAGGACGAUGAGCGGCUCAAGACGGAGAGGGCCCAGGCCUUAAAGACCAAAGAACGCAUGGCUCAGGUGGCCACCGGAGUGGGGAGCAAUCAGAUCUCCUUUGGCAGAGGCUCCAGCCAGCCUAACCUGUCCACCAGCUACUCUGAGCAAGAGUACGGCAAAUCUGGAGGCUCUCCAGCUUCCUACCAUGGGUCUACAUCACCGAGAGUGUCUUCAGAACUGGAGCAGGCCCGGCCUCAGACCAGCGGGGAAGAGGAACUCCAGCUGCAGCUGGCUUUGGCCAUGAGCAGAGAGGUGGCAGAACAGGAAGAGCGCCUGCGCCGCGGCGACGAUUUGAGGUUACAGAUGGCGUUGGAAGAAAGUCGCAGAGAUACUGUCAAAUUUCCCAAAAAGAAGGAGCAGCAUGCAGCUUUGCUGGACCUCAUGGAUGCGCUGCCUUCUUCCGCCACCCCUGCCCCCAAAGGAGAGUCCAGGAAGCCCCCAGCUGCAGUCAAGAAAGCCGACCCUUGGGGGGGCCCUCCAGCCAGCACUGCCACCUCCGAUCCAUGGCAAUCGUUCGGUGCCAAACCAGCCACCUCUGUCGAUCCGUGGGGAGCCCCUGCGAUCUCCUCAGCUGCCCAGCCUCUCCCAAAGAGUGCCGAUCCUUGGGCUCCUUCCCAGCCAUCGUCCGUGGCAACAAAGGCAGCCGUGGACCCCUGGGGACCAGCACCAGUAAACAAGCCAAUUUCUGCUUCUGGUAGCAAAUCUUUCGACCUCUUCAGCAAUUUGAACGGGACGAUUAAAGACGACUUUUCUGAAUUCGACACCCUUCGAUCUUCUAACAAGCAAGGUUCUGCUUUGUCGGCCCAGAACAGUGGGACCACCAGCCCUGACUUCUCAGACUGCCAGCCAGCCAGCUUCUCCUCCAGUAAACAGAGCGCCGCUCGGAAAACCCCCGAGUCUUUCUUGGGCUCCAAUGCUGCUUUGGUGAAUCUGGACUCCUUGGUAUCCAAGCCCCCCCAGCCAGCACCAUCCCUCAACCCUUUCUUGGCUGCAGGAUCCUCGUCAUCGUCGUCGACUUCUCCUUCUCCAGCCACAGUCAACCCCUUCCAAGUGAAUCAGCCGCAACCCCUCACUCUCAAUCAGAUGCGGGCCAGCCCCAUCCUCGGGGGCAGCCUGCCUUUCAAUGCUGCGCCAGGGCCGGAACCGGGGCCCCUUCCUUCUGUGGCUCCCGUGGCCCUGGCCCCCUUGCCAGCCGCGGGCCCUGUGACCUCUCUAACCAGGAUGGGCCCGGGAGUGAGUGUGGGCGUGAUGGGGUCCGUGGCACAGCCUCUCCAUCACCCGGGGAUGCCCCCCUCGGUCUCUCAGCCGGCCAAUGCCACUAACCCUUUCCUCCUCUAAAGGAAGCCUGGAGCGUGAAGCCUCCCUGGGAAAGGCGGGCAGGACAUCUGAGGUUGGCUUGGGCUGAACCGCGAGCGCCGGAGAUGGGGGUGGCUAGGCUGGUGGGCUGCUGUAGCCUUCUGUGGGAGCUCCUGGUGCCCUCGGCCAUUCGCCGAGAUGUGCCCUUUUGCCCCAGAUGGUCCUUUUUGUUUGGGUUCUCGGCAGCCUUGCAGAAACGCUUUGGCGUUUGUCACCAAAGUCCGUUUCUGCUCCCUCCCCUUCCUCCUUUUUGUUAAUCAUUUCAAGACUUUGCCAUCUGAAAGAGCCCCCUGUGUUUUGUAGACCAUCAGCUGCGCUCAAAAGUGCCGCGGCCUGAGCCAGCCAGAUCCCGUGCUUGUAAAAACACACCUGAGACUCAAAGAGUGCUAGUGAACAUGUUUGCACAUAACCACCUGCUCCUCUAGACUGUUUGGUUCACCCAUAGUCCUUAUCAGUCUUGGCAAAAGAGGUAUCUGGCCUUUGUGUUCUGUAUAUCCUUGCACACUAAAAUGUCGAGCAAAACUGUGCCUCCCUUUUUUCCCCCCCCCCCCCCCACACCGCUGAGAAUCAGGCAGGGAGGGCCGGGCGAGCUCGUCCACAGGAGGAGAACCGAAGCAAGCUCUGUGAAGUCCCGCAAAGUUUUUGUGAAACCCCGCAAGUGUGCUGUUUUGUAUGCAGUGUUGAAUUUCUACAACUUAACACGGACUGCCCACGACUUCCGUCUGAAUGACUGGCAUGCUGCCCUGGUGUUGAGGGCUGGUUUUGGCUCUGUGCUUUCUGAUGGUGACUUCAUUUGGAAAUUAGUUACACGUGCUCUUUUCGUUUGACUUGCAACGCGGGGCUUUCAAAAAAGCAUAGGGUGGGGAAUACCGAGGUAAUACUGGGGGGACUCGGGAACUGAUUUGGGGGUGACCUUUUGUUAUUAUGCAGUAAUCCUUGUAUACUUUUGCACUUUUAAGGAUAGGGCCGUUUUGGAUUUGAGUUCGCCAGGUGAGCGUUCUGUUUUCACUCUUGCUAAUUUUUAUAAUGUUCUUAUUUAACAGUCGAUAGUUUUGAUAGAUUCAUCAGGUUUAGUGGAAAAAUUAAGAUACUGUCUUUCUUUUCCAAUUCUCUUCUUUUUUUGAUUUAACGUUUCUUAUUUAUAUAUAAAUAUUUUAGCUCUUGGUUUUCAUAAAGAGAAUUUUAAAGGGAAUAUCGACAAACCUUCUGCUUUUGAACAAAGACAUUUGUAUUGGAAAAAACAAUGGAAUAGCUCGUGUAACAUGAAUUUUGAGAGGGAUAUGGCUAAGGUGACAUUGAAAAAGGAAAACACUACAGUUGCCUUUCAGUUUCCCCCUUUUAUGAAUACAUCUCUCCACUUUGUGUAAAAAAAAAAAAAAAUACUCCUGGAAGCCUUUGAGAGGUUGAAGAUCAUGGAAAAUAAAUGACUUCUCUCUUGUAAUACUUUCAGCAACUUAAAAAACAAAACAUUGCUGUAUGAAUGUUACUUUUAAUUAACUAAACUCUUCUAACUAAAGAAUGCACUCCAUGGUGUUACUUGGCUCUGUUUACAAUCUUCUCCGAAAAGUAAACUUUUGAUUCUUUCGGCUCAUUUUUUCCCCCCACUAAGACAUACUCAGGUUUAAGUAGUUAAUAACUGUUUGAAAAUUCUUUUUCUUUUGAAAUGGCAACUGCAAGAAAGCACGCAUAAACACGUGUGUGUGCUUACAUACAGAUGUUCUCAAAAGCUGGAUGAGGUCUCUUGAUGCUGGAGACUGGCUGUGUGCAAGAGGGACAGCUGUUGGGUGGCUUUUAAUAAUUUAUCCUUUAGAAGCAACAUCCGUGCCACGAAGCCUCUUUUGGGUGAGCGGACUGUGCCGCUGGGGGUCAUGGUAAAAAAGCUGUUGGGUGGCUUGAAAGAGGCAAGAGGGGUCCUUUGCUGGUGACCUUGAAGGAAGAUAUGAUAAUCCACGAUACCAAAGUGACAGGCAGACAUUGUGCGGUUAAUAUAGACAAGCAACAGCUUUCCAAUUGCCAGCUGCCUCCACUUCUCGUUUUGUUUCCUUUACCUUGUUGCACAGUUGUUGUGUUUGAUUCCUCACAACAGGUCAUUUCACUCUGAGUAGCCAUGAACACCCUAGAGUGGCCUUCUCCACCCAGGUCUUCUUGCAGCUUCUGCUCUUGCCUUGUGCGGCCAGCAUGGUUUUUAGAGUCCCUGCAGAAUUCCUGCUUUGAAAAACUGAUUUAAUUUUGUCCAAGUGGGAAAAACAGCUCCUCCUAUGGAGCCAACCCAGGUACAAUAUGCUAAAUAAGUAUUUUGUCUGCAGUCCACAGGAAAGUUGUUGUCUGGUUAUUUUUUUUUUCUUAUGUAGCCAAAGGUUUUAAACGGCUUAAACAUGCCACCUUUCUGGUGUUGCUUUCCUUCCAAUUAACGUACACUAACAACAUUAACUGUCCCUUCUCCUCACUUCCUAUCCCGCCUUCCUUAAAGUGACCUAAACUUCAGAAUGCUCCUAAAGAGGCUUUCCAGUUUUUUAAAAAAUCUCCUUAAUUCAAGGAAAGCGAUCACACCCUCCCUAUUUCUUUCAUCUCCAGCUAUUUCCUAACGCCUAUUUUGUAUGGAGUAUGGCUGAAAUAUCUAGCCUGACUUGGUUUCUGCAGCAGAAUCUGUAGGGAAACAUUUUAGAACGACUUUCUAAACCAUUGGGAAUGGGCUAUUUUGGAUACGUGGUGUCAAAUUUUUUAUUUUCUCUACGGCUGUCAUUUAUCAUUUGUACCAUUGUAUCAUAUAAUGUUCCCUUAUGGCAGAAGCGUAAUGGUCACUCAGCCGUAGAAAGGUGGGGCAUGUCAGGAUUCAGUGUCUUGUCAGAAUUAAACACAUAUUGCUCAUAUA
Pantherophis guttatus is the source of this 5087-nucleotide messenger RNA. NCBI's taxonomy places the organism in Eukaryota, Metazoa, Chordata, Lepidosauria, Squamata, Colubridae. The record is from RefSeq and is a predicted model, not a curated record.